Messenger RNA from Dictyostelium discoideum AX4, 1473 nucleotides. RefSeq names its product serine C-palmitoyltransferase subunit (gene sptB). Gene Ontology annotation, molecular function: serine C-palmitoyltransferase activity; transferase activity; pyridoxal phosphate binding. Gene Ontology annotation, biological process: sphingolipid metabolic process. The transcript is spliced from 2 exons. Bases 1 to 1473 code for a protein of 490 amino acids. Gene Ontology annotation, cellular component: endoplasmic reticulum membrane. Lineage: Eukaryota; Evosea; Eumycetozoa; Dictyosteliales; Dictyosteliaceae. The record is from RefSeq and is a predicted model, not a curated record.
AUGGAAGAUAAAGAAGAUGUCGAGAAUGUAGAUGACGUUGGCUAUUUACCAAUUUUAUUUUUAUAUAUAGCAUAUGCAUUUAUCAUUUUUAAUGGUAAACUAGCAGAAUUUAUUGGUAAAUUAAAGGGUGAAAGAUAUUUACAUACACCAGAGGGAUAUGCACCUUUAUUUGUUGAAUUUGAAUAUUUUUAUCAAAGACGUAUGUAUGGUAGAAUUAAAGAUGCAUGGGAUAGACCAAUCAAUAGUAUAGCAGGAGCAUGGAUUGAUGUUAUGCCAAGAGCUAGUAAACAUUAUUCUCAACGUUUAGAGUUAACAGGAGGAAAGACAAUCAAAUGUUUGAAUUUAGGAAGUUAUAAUUAUUUAGGAUUUGCACAAAAUGAAGGACCAGUAGCAGACAAAGUGAUCGAUAGUAUCUAUAAAUAUGGUGUUUACACUGGUAGCACGAGUGCAGAGGUAGGAUUAAGUGAACCACAAAGAGAUUUGGAGAAUUUAACAGCUCGUUUCGUUGGAAAAGAGGAUGCAAUCGUAUUUGAAAUGGGAUUUGCAACCAACUCUGGUACAUUACCAGCAUUGAUUGGUAAGGGUGGUUUAAUCAUUAGUGAUUCAUUGAAUCAUGCAUCAUUGGCCACCGGUUGUAAGAAUACAGGUUGUAAAGUUAAGGUAUUUCGUCAUAACGAUUCCAAACAUUUGGAAGAGGUCAUUAGAGAGUCAAUCAUUCAAGGUCAACCACGUACUCAUCGUCCAUGGACUAUGAUUUUAAUCAUUAUUGAAGGUAUCUACUCUAUGGAGGGUGAGGUUGCAAAUCUUCCAGAGAUUCUUGCCAUCAAAAAGAAGUACAAAUGUUACCUCUACAUCGAUGAGGCUCAUUCAAUUGGUGCCCUUGGUAAAACGGGUCGUGGUAUCGUCGAUUACUAUGGUAUCGAUCCAAAGGAGAUCGAUAUCCUUAUGGGUACUUACACAAAAUCAUUUGGUGCAAUCGGUGGUUAUGUUGCAAGUGAUAAAUCUUUGAUCGAUCAUCUUCGUCAAUCUUCUUUCUCUCAAGUUUAUGCAAAUAGUAUGAGUCCAGUUUGCGCUGUGCAAGCUUUGGAGGCUUUACGUGUUAUCAUGGGUGAAGAUGGUACUGACACUGGUGCAAAGAAAUUAAAACAAUUACAUGACAAUUCAAAUUACUUUAGAGAGAAAAUUCGUGAAAUGGGUUUCGUUAUCUUGGGUAAUAAAGACUCUCCAGUCAUUCCUUUGAUGUUAUUUAAUCCUGCUAAAUUAUCGGCUUUCUCCCGUCUUUGUCUAGAGAAACAUAUUGCUGUCGUUGUCGUUGGUUAUCCUGCUACACCUUUAACUGAACCACGUACUCGUUUCUGUAUUUCAGCUUCUCAUACCAUUGAAGAUUUGGAUUGGGCACUUCGUCAAAUUGAUGAGAUUGGUGAUCUUAUCACUUUGAAAUUCCAUAAAGGAAAAUAUUUAAAAAGUAAAUAA